Molecule: messenger RNA, 1311 nt
Organism: Recurvomyces mirabilis
Lineage: Eukaryota; Fungi; Ascomycota; Dothideomycetes; Mycosphaerellales; Teratosphaeriaceae
Gene: KRE2
Product: alpha 1,2-mannosyltransferase 2.4.1
Exons: 2
Coding region: 1-1311 (436 amino acids)
Biological process (GO): protein N-linked glycosylation; cell wall mannoprotein biosynthetic process; protein O-linked glycosylation
Cellular component (GO): Golgi apparatus; membrane
Molecular function (GO): alpha-1,2-mannosyltransferase activity
Source: RefSeq, a predicted model, not a curated record
AUGGCUGGCUCGCAAAGAUAUCUGCGAUACAUCCUCAUCGCCGUCAUCACCAUAGUCGUCAUCCUCUUCAUAUCCGCAUCAUCUGGAGUAGGCCCAGGCGGCCAAUACACACAAAAAGCCACGGAUCUGCUCAAAGAUCCCGGAAGCAUAUACAAAGGCUCUCAAGACCACACAGUGCUCGUGAAAGGCAGCGACUCGGAGCCUGUUGUAAGCGAAGAUGCCAAAUUACCCCAACAUACCGAGGGUUCGCACCUGCCCACGCAAUCCAGCUCGCCUAAUCCACAAUCCUCGAGUCUCGGCUCAGGCCAGAAUGUGCUCCCUUCCAAAGCACCCGGAGCCCGCAUGAACGCAACUUUUGUCACCCUAGCCCGCAACAGCGACGUCUGGGAAAUCUCCCGCUCGAUCAGGCAGGUGGAGGACCGCUUCAACCACGCCUACAAUUACGAUUGGGUCUUCCUCAACGAUGCCGAAUUCGACGAUACCUUCAAGAAAGUCACCACCUCUCUCACCUCCGGCCGCGCCCGCUACGGCAAGAUCGCCAGCGAACACUGGGGUUUCCCCGAUUUUAUCGACCAGGAGAAAGCGAAGAAAGUGCGGGAAGACAUGCAUGAGCGCAAGAUCAUCUACGGUGAUAGCGUCUCAUACAGACACAUGUGCCGCUACGAAUCCGGCUUCUUCUUCCGCCACGAAUUGAUGCAAGAAUACGAAUGGUACUGGCGCGUAGAGCCCUCCAUCGAACUCUUCUGUGACAUCGCCUACGACCCCUUCGUCUUCAUGGCGGAUAAGAAGAAGAAGUACUCCUUCGUGCUAUCCCUCUACGAGUACGUCGAAACCAUCCCCACCCUCUGGGACAGCGUCAAGGGCUUCAUGGCCAAACACCCGGAACACAUCGUCUCAGACAACAGCAUGGGUUUCCUAUCCGACGACGGCGGGAUCUCCUACAACCACUGCCAUUUCUGGUCCAACUUUGAAAUCGGCAACCUGAAUUGGUUGCGCAGUCAGGCGUAUAUCGAUUACUUCGACCAUUUGGACCGGGACGGCGGGUUCUUUUACGAACGGUGGGGCGAUGCUCCCGUGCAUUCGAUCGCGGCGGGCUUGAUGCUAAAGAAGGAGGAGAUUCAUUUCUUUAAUGAUAUUGCUUAUUAUCAUGUUCCGUUUACGCAUUGUCCGACGGGCGAGCAGACAAGGUUGGAUUUGAAGUGUCAUUGUAACCCAAAGGAUAAUUUUGAUUGGAAUGGGUAUUCUUGCACGAAACGUUACUUCGAAGUCAACAAGAUGUCUCUGCCCGAGGGAUAUGAGAAGGAGCAGUGA